AUGGCCAAAUAUCUUCUAGUAUGCUGCUCACUUUUGUUCUUCAUCUUGAUACAUUGGGCGUUACCUGUUGAACCUUACUUCAGGAAUGCCAUCUGUGGCAUUCUUCAGAAUCCACUCACAGGAACAUGGCAGGUGAAAUGUCCAUAUAAGAAAGUAAACUUGAGUUGGCUCACUGGAAACGUGAACCCCUGCCCUGGUUUACAUCAACCCAUCUGUGGCACUAAUUUUGUAACCUUUGAAAACCCCUGCAUCUUGUGUAUUGAGAGCCUGAAAUCUCAUGGGAAAAUUAGGUUUCAAAAUGAUGGAGAAUGCUAG
This is a messenger RNA of Mustela erminea (ermine), 315 nucleotides long. It is a transcript of the gene SPINK14, whose product is annotated as serine peptidase inhibitor Kazal type 14 (putative). Gene Ontology annotation, molecular function: protein binding. Bases 1 to 315 code for a protein of 104 amino acids. The record is from RefSeq and is a predicted model, not a curated record. The transcript has 4 exons. NCBI's taxonomy places the organism in Eukaryota, Metazoa, Chordata, Mammalia, Carnivora, Mustelidae.